Orussus abietinus is the source of this 3512-nucleotide messenger RNA. RefSeq lists its product as uncharacterized. The record is from RefSeq and is a predicted model, not a curated record. Lineage: Eukaryota; Metazoa; Arthropoda; Insecta; Hymenoptera; Orussidae. The transcript has 3 exons. The coding region runs from base 374 to 979 and encodes 201 amino acids.
UUAGGUGGGGUCUCGUCUCGGCUUAUCUCGCCUCUUCGCGUAUAUUACGAUGUCGGCCCGGGAGCGCGAGCAGUUCCCCGCAAAGCCGGCGCAAAGUUAGCCGCGAGCUAAGACGCGCGCGAUCUCACAUUUUCACCCGACCGAACGCGUAACGGUCACCGCCACUCGGCUCGACCAAUCGGGAGCGAGCGUCGCCUGGCGGCCGACCAAUCAGAGACGAGCGCUGCGAGGCGCGGACCAAUCACAGACGAGCGCUGCCAGGUGCGGACCAAUCACAGGCAACCUCUCGUCCGCCAAGCCGGCUAACUCGUGCUCUCUCUCAGUGGCCCUCCAGUCGAAGUCGAACGACGCCGAUCGCGCAGAACCGGCAAGGAUGAUUUUGAUCCUGUGGACGAUCCUCGUCUUGGACCUCGCCCAAGCGUUCCUCACCGCGCCUCUACCAGCUUAUGCCCAUGGGUUAUCGGCCUUCGACGGCGCCGGGAGCGUCAAGCACUCGGAGAGGAAAGACAUCCCCAGGGAGAGCCGGGAGGACGAGCCCAGGAUGCAUCGCCAGAAGGAGGACGAGCAGACCGUCUACGUGAUAGAGUUCGAGACCGAGACGAACGACAGGGACGGCAGCGCGAGGAGUGAUAACACUACCGCGAGUGGCAACACUCAGAGUCCUCUGGACCCGUGGUCCAUAGUCUGGUACAUCGGCUCCUUCGGGGGACUGGUGGCGUUCUUCCUGAUAGUGAGCUGCUCGGAGUGGUGCUGUCGUCGAGGCGCUCGCCCCCUCUCGGUACCCUACACCCAGAGGGGAGAAGUGAUAGGGCCCUCCCCGGGUGUAACCGACACCCCUCCGCCGCCUUAUCACCUGUUCGCACCCCCGCCGUACGACUCCGUAAACUACGGGGUGAUAGCUGACAAGACGGGCGCCGACAAGGUGGACAUAUUCGUCAUCUCCGUGCCUCUUCGGGGACCGGCUAGGCAGCCCUCCUAAGGCCCUUCGACGCCCGGGAUCCUCCAGGGGAUUCGGGAACUGAUCGUCCGAACUGCUCCUGCUCGCCAGGAAACCCGAGUCUGGGUCCCUAGGGUCCUAGUGAGACUCUUGGACGACGCCCAAGGACGUCCAUACCAAGAAAUGGACGAUGAAGUCCAGACGUUGGUGCCAGGCGAGUCCUGGUCCAGGGCUCCGCGUCGUCGUCUCUAGGAUGAGGCCUUCCUAGACUGGAGAGAGUCCUCGGGAGUCGCUCCGACCGGGCACAUCUAGAAGGAUAUUUACAAGGAGACGCGUUAACGUUGGCAAAUCUGCAACUCGAGCCGAGUUUCGGUGAAGGUUUAGAAGCCAAACACCGAAAUAAACUCCCGCGGUAGGUCUGCGCUCGACUUGCUGCGUCUUAGAGGAGCGAUUCAGUGUCCUGGGACACUUUCGGGGGGGAAUUAAGGGUGCACGUUGACUCGUUCCACCGGAGAACUUGAAACCUCGUCGUGUUGAAGUGGGAUUUUAGUUCUGGUUAUGGAAAGCGGCGCCCAAAGUACCGCCUACCGCGUGUCGAGGAAAUCCGACUAUCGACUCCGGUUAUCUGUGGAUGAUUGAAGUCCUCGAGACUGUGCUCAAUGACUGGUGAUGUAAUGCGCGGAAGUAUACGUAGAUUCACGUACAGAGACAUAGGUGUAUACCGGGAAGAUCCGGGCUUUCUGAAUGACUCGAUGCGUUUUCGAACGACCGUGCCCAUUGUCCCCGAUAGGAACGUCAUUUCGCGCCGGGAUUGCAUUUCCGCGUCUCAUCCCAGAGGCUCGAUGACUCCUCGUGCGAGUGCUCGACGGUCUCUCGGGAAAGUCCGGUCGCAAUUGCGCUCGUUAGCGAUCGGCUGCAAUGAGUCACAGGAUCGUUAAAGUCGUUCCGAGGAUCGUUAGAGCCGGCCCCUUUUGCGACCAGACCCCGCGAGAGGCGAAAAGGAUUCCGCAAUCUCGGGGGAAACAAACGACCGUCCGCUUAGGCUUACCUAGGCGUUAAUUGGAGAUCCUACCGAGCUUUAAUCGCUGCCGGUAUAUUGACAAAUUGUUCUUAACCAUGGAAAUUGAACAGUUUGAAGGCGCAGUUUUGCAAUGGGGUAACGAGCCCUCGCGAGAUAACGAGGCCCUUAUCGGCCGAUUUCUUGGAUGGCUGGAUCCGACUUCGAUUCUCUCGGAAUCAAUCUGAAAGUAGCUACGUUAUCAUAUCCUGCAGGCGAGCGAGGAUGAGAAAUCGCGCUUUUCGAUUAAACGCGGAGCGUUUAAUCAGCCGGGAACUGCGACGAAUCGAAAUGGGCUCUGGAAUCAGAAGGAAGCGGAUCGGCUGAUAAUAAUUUACGCUUGGUGAUUAAAUCGAUACCUCAAUACGCGGCCCGGAUUGUGAAAGCCUGUGAAAAUAACUCCAAGGUGACCGGUCAUCAAGAUCUGAUGAUCGGGACUUCCCCGAAGGAAACGAGAUCACUCUUUAUGGCCAUCGGAGUCCUGUAACUUCCUUGAAAUCCCAGAUCAAGGUGACGUCCAAGUGGCGUCGAAGAGGCAUCGUUUAUGAAACUUUUCUUCGAACUUGGUGUACGGGAUCGUCUCAGACUUGACAAUGUGAAUACGGAGGCUAUAAGGUCCUGAAAUCCAUGAAAUCUCCAUCUUAAGAUAAUUUCUUUAUAGCUAUUUUCAACAAUUUUAAUAACAAAUGAUAUCUCGCGAGUUUCGGGACUUACCUUAGGGUCUUACCUUAUUCCUAUGGGAAGAUUUGAGACACAUUGGUGCACCCAAUUCGGAGGAAAGUUUCAUGAACUACUCACUCCUAAGGUGCCACUUUCACAUCCCCUUAAGAAGCUAUUGAUCCAGUUCCUCUCUUGUCAUAACUCUACUGGGCUUGCACGCAUCCGUAUCGGCUCGAAGGGCUGGAAAACUGUAAGUCCUUCCGGGAAUCGGGUUACGGACUACCAGGAAUAAAGGGGCUGAUAACGAGAAAUCUUAAGAGUACCGUGUAAUCGCCCGGGGCGAAAUUGCGGGCGUGGAAUUAGCGGUGACGUCGUUGGCAAAGAGGCCACAUCGGUUGACCCGGACCGCCUUUGGUUUCAAGGGCACCAAUUGCUCCCGAAUGUGAGGAUUCCUCCACUGCCAUGGAAACUACCUAAAAAGAGCCAGGACACCGUGCCAAAUACACUGCCAACUUCCGGACCGUCCUUGCGACGUACUUUCCGGUCGUAAAAUCCCGCUCGAGUCCAACUCGAGGAGCGAGGGAUUGUUCACUCAGGAAAUUAUGGAUUUUAAGGUGAUACAAACAGGUCGCUCUAUUAUAUCAAGACGUCCAAAUAUUUAUGUAACUUUUAUCCAAACUGGGCGCACAGAGUCAUUUGAAUCUUCGGCCCCUUAUUAUGCUAGCCCUUAGGAAGAACGCUAUACUCGUGAGAUUUCAUUUUUCACAGAAAAAAUGAUGUUUCACGAACAUCGCGUUCUUACUUAGGGCCUCUAUAAUCACGUGUUAAUGUUUCAGAUAAUUCGGUGCACCCAGUUCG